UAGCCUUUUCAAGAAAUUCUCUCUGUUGUCAUUUUGCGAAUGGAUUGAAAAUUUCUCUUUUUAUUGUGCAGGCGACAGAGUGUUCCUUUCAACAAUUUAUUGAAAUGUCCUGCGACUGGCAUUGCAUAGUCAAAGACCGGGAACCGCCGAUAUGCAAAAAGUACUUUUCCGUUUCCGAAGUGGUUGACCAUCCUCUGAAACCGAUGACAGUGACGGUCCUGGAAAGCCGAAAUGUGCGACGACUGGGUAGCUUUAGCAAGUCCAGCAGCACAACGUCCUCAACCAUUUCGUUGCUGGAACCAUUUAGUACGGUAGUAGAUGGCAGUGAUCCAUUUUCCUUGAUGGCCAAACAGGAUACUAUAGAUCCAUUGUCGCAAAUGGUUGCAGAGGAAGAAGAGUCCACUAUGAAGCUGAGAAAAGGAGAAAUUAUUCAAGAAAAUUCUCUGGAUUCAUGGGCUUCCAGACGUACUGCGAUCCUGGCGAAGUACACAACGUCGGAAAAGUUGUCGAUCGUAACUAGCUUUCUGACCGGUGGUGAAAUUAUCAAGACUCAACAGGCAUCAAUGUCCGAAAAAGUGAAACAUCGCCUGGAACAGUUGGAUGACUUUGAGUCGACUCAUCAAAUGCUUGAUUUAACGCAGCAAGAGUACGUGUCCCGUAUCGAACAGUUGAAUCACGAACUCGUCCAAGCAUGGAACACGGAUCAACGAGUGAAAUCGUUGAAAAUUGCUAUCCAAUGUUCGAAGCUGCUGGCUGACACAAAUGUCAUGCAAUUUUAUCCCAGUCAAUUUGUAUUGAUCACCGACAUUUUGGACAUUUUCGGCAAACUAGUGUACGAUCGAUUGAUAUCGAAAGCUGAAUACUUUGAACCCGGAAAGAAAGUUCCGAGUGCAUUGCCCGUUAACUUUACACCUGAUAUGGUCUCCGACUCAGCGAAAGAAACUUGUCUCAAUUGGUUUUACAAAGUUGCCUCCAUUCGCGAACUGCUACCACGACUCUAUGUCGAAAUUGCUAUACUUAAGUCGUACAGAUUUCUGGACAAAAACGACAUUAAGGAAGCCUUGGAGCGUCUUACGAAAACUAUCCGAGGCAUUGGUGAUCCAAUUGUAGCCGCAUACGCUCGCUGCUACCUGUGUCGCGUCGGUAUGACCGUAACUGAUGAUAGGGAGUUCGUAAGGAACAGUUUGAACGAUUUUCUCUUCGUUUAUCAAACGAUAUUCGGCGGUGGAAUCCGAUCAGAAAUUACGCGUCAACGAAUGGAUUUGAAUGGAUAUUUGACCUUGUACAUUCCGUGUCUUGAUUGGCUAAUGCAAGCGAUAUCUAGCGGAUCAGACAUUUUACUAGAUGAGAUUCUGACCCGAUGCCAGGAAAAGAAGAACAAUGGUUUGCUGUUAAACUCAAUCAUGAGCUCAUUCAAACCAAAUUUCAUUGCCAAUCGGGCCGAAAAAUUUGUGUCGAUCCUAUCGAACUGUGCCACCGAAGGUAUAACAAAAGCUCAGCUCUUUCGUUCAUUAGGCCUUUGUUUGAGUCAGUGUGCGCCUCCUGUCGACCAAAGAACGUCUGUGUUGACUGGAUCUUGGAAAACUAUUAGCACAUUUACACAUGUUGCCGAUUACAUUCCGUGCGUUGAACCAUGGGCUCAAUACACAGCCAUGAAUUUUGAGUUGGCUGAAGUGAAUAAUUUCCUUGGAGAUGUGCUGUCGCGGCUGAAUCAGAAUCGUGCAUUCGAAAAUCAUUAUUCGGAAAUGUUCUCAAUCGUUGACAAAGUUGUAACACACACAAAAUCGUUUGAGGGUCUACUGAUUUCAGAUCAUUUCCUGCCGAUUAUUGAUUUAUUCCAAAAAGAGUCGGUUAAGCUGGACGUUUGCAUGAAAAUUAUGACAACGUGCAAAAAUAAAUCGGAAAAUUGUCUCAACGAUCCGGUGGUCAUAAAUGCGUUGAUGUACAUCUGUAAAGCGCUCAACGAUACCGUCAAUGCCCAAACGGUCGAAGAUGAACGUCGCCAGAUCAGUAAUCUCAUUUGCAAUUUCAUCAAGAAGGUCGAUUUCGGACGAGACUUCGAACAGCAACUAACAUUCUACGUAGAAGCACGAGCAGCGUUUCCGAAUUUGGAUUCGGUGUUCGUGACGUUGGUGCAUUGCGUGAACAAAUUAGCGGUAGAUACUCGCUGUAUCGUUAAUGGUCAUCAUACCAGAAAAACUGAUGCUUUUGUCAAAGCGUGCGCUGCCUACUCAUACAUAACCAUUCCGAGUAUCGUGUCCGUGACGUCUAGAAUGGAUUUGUAUUUGCUAUCGGGACAAGUGGCACUUACGAACGUUUGCUUGGGUCAAGCCGAUGCUUGCUUCUCCGCUGCGAUAAAUCUGGUGUCAGAGCUACCGAAAACUAUAGAAAUCGAUGGGAAAACGAAGAAUACCGAACCAUAUUUAGUGUCGUUCCUGUGCAAUUUCCUAUCAACUCUCGUCGUCGUUCCUGACAGUCCCGAGCAAGGAGUACUCUACCUAUUGCGUACCGUACUCGAUGUCAUCAAACGGUAUCCGUUUGAUCCGAACAAUACCAGCCUUUCACUCGUUUAUCUUGCGGUCAUUGAUCUGCUCACAACCGCUGCCCAAGAAUCGUAUCCAUAUCACAUUCCGAAUGUUGUGUCAAACGAUCAACUGUACGGUUCGGACUCGAAAUUCAUAGCCGAAAUUGAUGCACUGUGUUCGCAGUGUGUCGAUUUGAUGUUGGUACAGUUGAAACAGCUGGGUGACAGUGGGAAUUUACGAUUGCAGAGCAAUCUGGCGCUGGAUCUAUUCGGUAAAAUUGUUUACAAGGCUGAUGUGAGCAAAGAGAAAAUGUUUGCGCUCGCCGGAAAUUUGUGGUCAUUGGCCAUGAAAAACAAGAGUACGCUGGAUCCAAAACUGCCGGGCAAGAUACUGAUGCGCGUGGAGCGAUUAAAAGGAAAAACGAUGGAUCACCAGCGUCAUGCGUUGGAAAAUCUUACCACAAAAAUGAAAUUGAAAAUGUAGAGGAA
This is a messenger RNA of Bradysia coprophila, 3013 nucleotides long. RefSeq names its product VPS35 endosomal protein sorting factor-like. NCBI's taxonomy places the organism in Eukaryota, Metazoa, Arthropoda, Insecta, Diptera, Sciaridae. The record is from RefSeq and is a predicted model, not a curated record. Gene Ontology annotation, cellular component: endosome. Gene Ontology annotation, biological process: endocytic recycling.